This is a messenger RNA of Olea europaea var. sylvestris, 4312 nucleotides long. Its product is annotated as DNA-directed RNA polymerase I subunit 2. Gene Ontology annotation, cellular component: RNA polymerase I complex. NCBI's taxonomy places the organism in Eukaryota, Viridiplantae, Streptophyta, Magnoliopsida, Lamiales, Oleaceae. Gene Ontology annotation, molecular function: ribonucleoside binding; DNA-directed RNA polymerase activity; DNA binding. The coding region runs from base 210 to 3989 and encodes 1259 amino acids. The record is from RefSeq and is a predicted model, not a curated record. The transcript is spliced from 29 exons. Gene Ontology annotation, biological process: DNA-templated transcription.
AACCUACCGAACUCUCUCGCUCUACUUUUCUCCCCAGUUCUGUCUCUCGCUGGCUCUCACUCUCUCCAGCCUCCUCCUGUUUCGCUUCUCGCUCUCGGAUUCUCGGAAUAUCAGGCGUCAUUGGCACCAGCCCUCAAAUCUCAAUUGUUUGCGUCUGAGAUAGGAUCAAUUUUUAGUAAAGUUCUUCUCUUUUGUUCUAAGGUGAAUUAAUGGCAGAAGGAAUGAAGACCCCAAGAAACGAGAAUAGGUGGCAGCUGCGGCCACAUUUGUCUAAAGAAAAAAAUUACGAAGCUUUGAAGGAGUUGUUCAAACAUCAUAUCGAAUCCUUUGAUUACAUGGUGGAGUAUGGUCUGGACACGAUGUUGCAGAACAUCAAACCCAUAGAAGUUUUCGAUUCAUUCUCCAAACUGAAGUUGAGAAUCUGGUUUGGAAAACCUGAGCUAUAUCCUCCUCAAAAGGAACGUUUUUCCCGGACCAUGGCAGAUGCUUUAUAUCCUUUUGAGUGUAGACAAGCUAAACUUACUUAUGCGGGGAAGUUUUUGGUGGACAUUUACUUCCAGUAUGCUGAUGGAGCUCCCAUUAGAGAAAAAUUUAAUUUUGGACAGUUUCCUAUUAUGUUGAAGUCCAAACUCUGUCAUCUGAAAGCUGCUGAUCUUCCCAAAAAGUUAGUUUUGUACAAAGAAGAUCCAUCAGAAAUGGGUGGAUACUUCAUCUUGAACGGGCUUGAGAGAGUGAUUCGACUUCUUAUUUUGCCAAAGAGAAACUAUCCAAUGAGCAUGGUGCGUAAUUCAUUCCGUGACAAGCGUGAAGGAUAUACUGAUAAAGCUGUUGCAAUAAGAAGCGUUCGACAAGAUCAAUCUGCAGUGACAAUCAAAUUAUACUACCUCAACAAUGGAAGUGCGAGGCUUGGAUUUUGGAUACAAGGAAGGGAAUAUCUGCUUCCUGUUGGAAUCAUAUUGAAGGCCCUUGCGGACACAACUGAUCAUGAAAUCUAUGUGAGUUUAACAUGUUGCUACAACGAGCUAUAUGAUCGGGUUAAGGGAAGUGUUGGCACUCAACUCAUUGGCGAGAGGGCAAAAAUUAUUUUAGAUGAACUUCAUAACUUGUCUCUUUUCACGCAUGCUCAAUGUUUGCAACACAUAGGGGAGCACUUCCGACCUGCCAUGGCAGGAAUGGAAAAUGAAAGCUAUUUAACUGUUGCUGAGGCCGUGUUAAGAGAUUACAUAUUUGUUCAUCUGGAUAACAACCACGACAAGUUCAAUCUCCUCAUCUUUAUGUUGCAGAAACUUUUCUCUCUCAUAGAUCAGACUUCUGUGCCAGACAAUCCAGAUUCUUUGCAAAACCAAGAAGUUUUAUUGCCAGGCCACUUAAUAACUAUUUAUCUCAAGGAAAAGUUGCAAGACUGGUUGCUCAGGGUGAAACGGCUUCUUCAAGAUGAAAUUGAUAAUGGAACAAAGAAGUUUGAGUUGAGCAGCUUAGCAGAUGUCAAAAAGGUCAUUGAUAAAAAUUCUCCGAGGCAUAUUAGCGCAGCUGUGGAAAAUUUGUUGAAGACAGGAAGAUUGGUUACACAAUCAGGUCUGGAUUUGCAGCAGAGAGCUGGGAUGACUGUUCAAGCAGAUAGACUAAAUUUUCUGCGUUUUAUCUCACACUUUCGAGCUGUUCAUCGAGGUGCAUCAUUUGCAGGCCUUCGUACCACAAGCGUUCGCAAGUUGUUGCCUGAAUCUUGGGGAUUUCUCUGUCCUGUUCAUACACCUGAUGGAGAGCCAUGUGGACUGCUGAAUCAUAUGACUUCGUCUUGCCUUCAUCGAGACGAAAAGCCUUUGACUGCUCUCUCUAAAAAGGCUCUUAUUUUGGAAAUUGCUUUCCUUAUAGUUAAUUUUUCUGCAUGGAGUCAUGCAAUCUCCUCCAUCUCCACCAACCUCUCUAGUUCUUCCCUUAAUGUCUACGUUUAUCCUUCUCCUCCCCAGCCAACCAUCGACUCUCCUCCCACCUAUCUAACUCAUCUAUCUCCGAAAGGCACUGAAUUUUACGACAGUUCACAUUGCCCACAACCUCCUCAUUCCAUUUCUUUAAAUCCCUUUUCAAAGCUUCAACUUCUGAUCCAACACAAAACUAGGAGACCCUCUAACAUCGUAAGAUGUUCACCAAGUCUGUACUUGCUCCCUAAAACCUUCGACUUUCAACCACAUUUUCUCGAACCUAAAAGGCCUUCGUCCUCCACCCGUCCUGUUCCCAGCAUACAAGAUCCGCUCCCCAACCCCUUAGCAGAUAUCGAACGCCCAUCAUUUCCCAACUUCAUUAAGUCCCCUUACAUUCUAGCUAAUGAUUCAACCCAGUUCGAAGGUGGGUGUCCAGCUUCGAAUCCAAUCGAAUCCCCUGUUUCCUCCUCCUGUAUAACAUCACUUUCUAUUUCUCCCUUCUUGGCUCCAUCUACCCACAACACAAGUGCUUUUUUCGUCCCCAAGUCACUUACCUUCAUUGACUUAGAGUUCCUUCUAUUAUAUGUAUUCGCAACCUUUGUUGUCAAAGGUGUCGCAUCAUGCUCUAUCACCCUUGAGUCACGUUUGGUAUUAGUUACUGAGUGUUAUAUUAGCAAAAAGUGGUUCUUUUUUCUAUAUUUAAUCCAUGAAUUGAAAACCAGCUAUGCUAUGAUUACUCCGCAAACCCCUAUUGUACGCACUAAGGCAUAUGAAAAAUACAACAUUGAUGACUAUCCGUUGGGAACAAAUGCAAUUGUUGCUGUUCUAGCAUAUUCAGGAUAUGAUAUGGAGGAUGCCAUGGUACUAAAUAAAUCAUCUGUGGACCGUGGCAUGUGUCAUGGCUACAUAUACCAGACGGAAACAAUUGACUUGAAUGAACAAGGCAUCAAGGCAGAUCGUUCUCAGAGAACAUUUGGGAGAAGUAAUCUGGACAAAUCAUCUCAUCAGUUCAUCGAUAUUGAUGGGCUCCCCUAUGUUGGGCAGAGGAUAAACCCAAACGAUCCUUUUUAUAGCAUCUAUGAUGAGGUAACAAGCAAAGUAACAAAUAUCAAGUUAAAAGGUUCAGAGCCCGUUGUCGUUGAUUAUGUUGCUGUUGAUGUUAAAAACAAAAAGCAUCUACAGAAGGCAAACAUACGCCUUCGACGUACUAGAAAUCCUAUAAUUGGGGAUAAAUUUAGCAGCAGGCAUGGGCAAAAGGGUGUGUGCUCUCAGCUGUGGCCAGAUGUGGAUAUGCCAUUUUCUGGAGUUACAGGAAUGCGACCAGAUCUUAUUAUCAAUCCACAUGCAUUCCCUUCUAGAAUGACAAUUGCAAUGCUUUUGGAAUCAAUUGCUGCUAAGGGAGGCGCCUUACAUGGAAAUUUUGUGGACGCAACACCAUUUUCUAGCUCAAUAAAGAAGAAUACAGGGGGGUCUGAAAAUGAAACCACUUCACUUGUUGAUGAACUUGGUUCCUUGUUGAUUGCCCGUGGAUUUAAUUAUCACGGCGUAGAAGUACUCUACAGUGGAGUAUAUGGAACGGAACUGACGUGUGAAAUAUUUAUCGGGCCUGUCUAUUACCAGCGAUUACGGCAUAUGGUUUCAGAUAAAUUUCAGGUUCGUUCUACAGGAACUGUGGAUCAGGUUACUCGGCAGCCUAUUAAAGGAAGAAAACGCGGUGGGGGUAUCCGUUUUGGAGAAAUGGAACGAGAUUCCCUUCUGGCUCACGGGGCAGCAUAUUUAUUACACGAUAGACUUCAUACGAGUUCAGAUCAUCACAUUGCCGAUGUUUGCUCCCUCUGUGGAAGCAUCUUGACGACAUCAAUCAUCCAGUCGCAAAAACGAGCAGUUAGAGAGAUGAUUGGCGAUCUACCUCCUGGUAGGGCCCCCAAAAAGGUUACAUGUGUUGCCUGUCAGAGUAGUAAAGGAAUGGAGACCGUAGCUAUGCCUUACGUCUUCAGAUAUCUAGCUGCAGAAUUGGCAGCCAUGAACAUAAAAAUGACCCUUCAGCUGAGCAAUGGGUCGGGAGCGUGAAAAAUAUUAUGAAUGAGUUGUUUAGCCUGCAAACUAGAGACAAGAAGGGAGGAAUUAUUUCGGCAUGAAAAGUGGAUCCUACAUCUUUUUGCAUAUGUGGGAAACACGCACUUGCGAGUUGCGAUUUGAGUCCGUUGAGGGAAUGGCAUGCACAUGAAAUUGUGCAAACAUGUUUUAUCGACUCGCCUAACCGUAUCGCACUUUAUUUAGAAGUUUAAGAUAUUAAAGACAUGAAGAUUUCAUUUACUUGUACUAAAAAACCUACACUGUAAAAUUUUGUUGUUACAUUACAUAACACGCAAAAGCAAUCCGUUUCGAAGCAA